GAGAGAGAGAACGGAGAGUGACGUAAACGCAACCGGUGAAAGCACCCUUUUAAGUCCCCGCCGGUGACUCCAAACCGUCCUAACCAAAAUCAUCUCAGCUUCUCCCAUUACCCUUUUCAUAAAGAUCUUCACUUUCUGGGGGAUUCAUCUCUCAAAAUCCCAUCUCUUUACAGAAAGAGACUCUUCCUUCCAGUAUCUUAUAGGAAAUGAUGUUCUAAGUCGUUAGAGGACUCGAUAUGGAAGGGAGUGAAACAAAGGGGAAAGUCAAGAAACAAACCGAGAAGGCUUGUGUUUCGGUUGAGAGAGUUGAGUCUACUCUACUCUCAUCUCUUGUAAAGAAGAAAGGAAAAGAGACAAACAGUAAAAGAAAGUAUAAUAAGCGCAAAACCGAGGAAGAGAUAUGUUCAAAGUUCAGCAACAAGAAGUACUCUCGAGGAUUGGAGGCGGAGGAGGAGGAAGGUAAGAAAAGGAGGAAGAGGAAAAGCAAGACACAACAAAAGGGUAGUAAUAAGGUUGAGGAGGUUGAUGAAGCUUUACGGUUGAAGAGGCGAACAAGGUAUUUGCUUAUUAAGAUGAAGAUGCAGCAGAAUCUUAUUGAUGCUUACGCAGCUGAAGGUUGGAAAGGUCAGAGCCGGGAAAAGAUAAGACCAGACAGGGAGCUAGAGAGAGCAAGGAAAGAGAUCUUAAACUGCAAGCUUGGACUACGAGACGCCAUUCGUCAGUUGGAUCUUCUUAGUUCCGUGGGAAGGAUGGAGGAGAAAGUGAUGGCUCCAGAUGGUUCUAUUCAUCAUGACCAUAUAUUUUGUGCGGAAUGCAAUUCACGAGAAGCUUCUCUGGACAACGAUAUAAUACUUUGUGAUGGAACAUGUAAUCGUGCAUUUCACCAGAAGUGCCUUGACCCUCCUUUGGAAACAGAAUGCAUACCUCCUGGAGAUCAGGGCUGGUUUUGCAAAUUUUGUGAUUGCAAAAUCGAAAUCAUCGACACCAUGAAUGCACAAAUAGGAACUCAAUACCCUGUGGACAGCAACUGGCAGGAUAUCUUCAACGAAGAAGCUAGUCUUCCUGUUGGAUCUGAAGCUACACUCAACAAAGAAGCAGAUUGGCCUUCGGAUGACUCUGAGGAUGGUGAUUAUGACCCUGAAAUGAAGGAAAGAAGCAACAGCAGAAGCGAUAGUGGUGAUGGUGGUGGUGGUGGUGAUAGUGAUGGAGAAAGCAUUUCGACUAGCGUUAGUUUAGCUUCUGAUGGUGUAGCUCUUUCAACAGGAUCAUGGGAAGGUCAUGAGUUUGGGAAUGUAGUGGAAUCAUGCGAGACAAGUAAUGAAGAAACUGUACAUGGGCCAAGACAGAGGAAGACUGUUGACUAUACAAAACUAUACCAUGAAAUGUUUGGGAAGGAUGCUGUAUUGCAAGAACAAGGUAGUGAAGACGAAGACUGGGGUCCAAGUGACAGAAGGAAGAGAAGAAAGGAAUCUGAUGCAGCAGGCACACUUGUAACUAUUUGUGAAAACAGUAAGAAAGAGAAAGAUGUUGUUGAAGAAGUGCCUGAACAGAGUGAGAGAGAUUCUGUUUCUGUAGAAGGUAAAGGAGGGAGACGGCCAAUUUUCAGAAUCCCAAGAGCUGCAGUUGAGAAGCUACGUCAAGUGUUUGCAGAGAAUGAGCUUCCUUCAAAAUCUGUGAGGGAUAGUCUUUCAAAAGAGUUGAGUCUUGAUCCAGAGAAGGUGAGUAAAUGGUUCAAAAACACACGGUACAUGGCAUUGAGGAAUAGGAAGGCAGAGAGUGUGAAACAACCUGAGGAAUCGAAGGGGUUGUCUGGAGAAGAUUCUGGACCAGAAGCAGUCAUGAAGAAAAACACAGAAGCAGAUGAGAUUCAAGAUACCGCGGAGGAGACUGUCAUGGAGAAAAACACAGAAACGAAUGAAAUUCAAGAAACAGUAGACGAGACUGUCAUGGGGACUAACACAGAAACAAAUAAAAUUCUAGAUACCAUGGAGGAAAGAACAGAGAGGAAUGAAAUUCAAGAGACCGUGGUGGAGACUGUAAUGGAUGAACACACAGAAACGAAUGAAGUUCAAGAGACCGUGGACGAGACUAUCUUGGAGACUAACACAGAAACACAUGAAGUUCAAGAUACCAUGGACAAUGAGACUAACACAGAAACACAUGAAGUACAAGAUACCAUGGACGAUGAGACUAACACAGAAACGAAUGAAGUUCAAGAGACCGUGGACGAGACUGUCUUGGAGACUAACACAGAAACACAUGAAGUUCAAGAUACCAUGGACAAUGAGACUAACACAGAAACAAAUGAAAUCCAAGAGACCGUGGACGAGGCUGUCAUGGAGAAAAACACAGAAACUAAUGAAGUUCAAGAUAGCAUGGAUGAGUCUGUUCCGCUCUUGUUUAAUGAUCCUCUGAAACAAACAACAGUGUCUCCCUGUAAUGAUGAUUACAAUGAGGAAACUCAACACGCCAGUGAUUCAUUUCCUACACCCAUAGAAGAAGAAAGUCAACAGUAUCUGGAGCAGAAAGACUCUUCACACACUCUACUGCCACAUGAAGAGGUAAGCAGCGGAAUGAGCCUUGAGACGCCUCUUGAGGAUAAGGAAACAGAGAGCAAGGUGAAGGAAGAAGAAGCAUUCGAAGCAGUAAUGGAGAGGCUUUGUAGGGCAGAAAACAAGUUACUGGAUGUAACACAGAGGCUUGAGAGAUUUAGAACACCGAAAGGCCGUAAAAAGUUAGGCAAGUCUUCUUCUUGUUCACCUGAAGAAGACUUAGUAGUGUAUGUUCCAACAGCAGAGAUCAAGGAGAACAGAUGAAAAAAUAAACUUCGAUCUCUUGCACAAGUUUUGGUUUUCUUAGAUUCUUUGAGAAUUUUGGUUUUCUUAGAUUCUUUGAGAA
This is a messenger RNA of Eruca vesicaria subsp. sativa (arugula), 2898 nucleotides long. Lineage: Eukaryota; Viridiplantae; Streptophyta; Magnoliopsida; Brassicales; Brassicaceae. The record is from the annotation of a GenBank genome assembly.